Messenger RNA from Stomoxys calcitrans (stable fly), 6934 nucleotides. It is a transcript of the gene DNApol-epsilon255, whose product is annotated as DNA polymerase epsilon catalytic subunit 1. The record is from RefSeq and is a predicted model, not a curated record. The transcript has 5 exons. The coding region runs from base 68 to 6850 and encodes 2260 amino acids. Gene Ontology annotation, molecular function: DNA-directed DNA polymerase activity; single-stranded DNA 3'-5' DNA exonuclease activity; DNA binding. Gene Ontology annotation, cellular component: nucleus; epsilon DNA polymerase complex. Gene Ontology annotation, biological process: leading strand elongation; mitotic cell cycle; DNA replication. Lineage: Eukaryota; Metazoa; Arthropoda; Insecta; Diptera; Muscidae.
GAAUAAUUCGCAACAUACGAUAGUUGCAGGUCAGAAUAGAUUCUUUCUCCGGAUUUUAUUGUUAGCAAUGGAACCAAGUGGAAACAAGCAAAAGGUUUUACAAAACACUGGCAAAUUCAUUUCAGAGUCAAGAGCGGAAGGCGAUGACUUCUUUAAUGAAGCAGGAUAUCGACAAUCACGAGAAAAUGAUAAAAUCGAUUCGAAAUAUGGAUUUGACCGUGUUAAAGAUAGUAUGGAAAGAACUGGCUACCUUAUAAAUAUGCACACCACUGAAGUUUUAGAUGAAGACCGACGUUUGGUUGCUGCAUUAGAUUUGUUUUUUAUACAAAUGGACGGAUCACGAUUCAAGUGUACAGUGGCCUACAAGCCAUAUAUGCUAAUAAAGCCAGACGAAAAACAGGCUUUGGAAUUAGCAAGAUUUUUGACCCGAAAAUAUUCCGGACAACUGGCCGGUAUAGAACACAUAUAUAAGGAAGAUUUAGAUUUGCCUAAUCAUUUGGCUGGUUUCAAACAACAAUACCUUAAAUUGACAUUCCUUAAUCAAACAGCAAUGACCAAAGUAAGACGGGAAAUAAUGGCUGCUGUUCGCAAGAAUAGUGAACGGGAAAAGUCUAAUACUUUUUAUUUGCAAAUGUUGUCAUCGUCUCUGGCAGCCAAUUCAACCCAUGAGAAUGAUAUCAAUAAGAAACAGCUGGAUUAUAUGGAUUGCAUUAAGGAGGUAAGAGAACAUGAUGUUCCUUAUCAUGUUCGAGUUUCUAUCGACCUAAAAAUAUUUUGUGGCCAAUGGUAUAAUAUACGAUGUAGGAGCGGUGGUAUAGAAUUGCCAAUUAUAACAUCUCGUCCAGAUAUCUUGGAACGUCCGGAACCUGUAGUACUUGCUUUUGACAUCGAGACAACAAAACUACCUCUAAAAUUUCCUGAUCCACAAACUGAUCAAAUAAUGAUGAUAUCGUACAUGAUAGACGGACAAGGAUAUUUAAUUACUAAUCGCGAAAUUAUUUCAACUGACGUUGAUGAUUUUGAGUAUACGCCUAAGCCAGAGUUCGAAGGAAAUUUUAUUGUCUUCAACGAGGAAAAUGAAAUGCAGCUAAUACAAAAGUUUUUUGAUCAUAUUAUGGAAGUACGACCCCAUAUAGUGGCAACAUAUAAUGGUGAUUUUUUUGAUUGGCCAUUUGUUGAAACUCGUGCGGCUCUAUAUGAUUUGGACAUGAAACAGGAAAUAGGGUUUUCCAAGUCGAGAGAUGGGAAUUAUUUGUCCAGGCCAUCAAUUCACAUGGAUUGUUUAUGUUGGGUAAGGCGUGAUUCCUACCUCCCUGUUGGUUCGCAAGGUUUGAAGGCGGUUGCCAAAGCUAAAUUGCGUUAUGAUCCUGUCGAGUUAGAUCCAGAAGAUAUGUGUAAAAUGGCCGUGGAACAACCACAAGUUUUAUCAAAUUAUUCUGUGUCGGAUGCCGUGGCCACAUAUUAUUUAUACAUGAAAUAUGUUCAUCCUUUUAUAUUCGCCCUAAAUACUAUCAUACCUAUGGAACCAGAUGAAAUUUUACGGAAAGGAUCCGGAACUCUUUGUGAAACUUUACUCAUGGUGCAGGCUUACCAUGCGAAUAUUGUUUAUCCAAAUAAACAACAAAGUGAACUGAAUAAAAUGUCAAGCGAAGGACAUGUUCUAGAUUCGGAAACUUAUGUUGGUGGACAUGUAGAAGCUUUAGAGUCGGGUGUGUUUCGAGCCGAUAUACCAUGUCGUUUUCGAUUGGAUCCCAAUAUGGUGCAAACUCUUAUGGACAGUGUUGACCGUGUCUUAAAGCAUGCUAUUGAAGUGGAAGAGGGCAUACCUCUUGAAAAAGUAACAAAUUUAGAAUCGGUCCACAAAGAAAUUUGCCAAGGUCUUCGGGGCCUCCAUGAUAUACCAAACCGUUUGGAGCAACCUGUAAUCUAUCAUUUGGAUGUGGGUGCUAUGUAUCCUAAUAUUAUUUUAACCAAUCGUUUACAGCCUUCUGCUAUGGUAAAUGAUACAGAUUGUGCCGCAUGUGACUUCAAUAGACCAGGAGCAAAGUGCAAACGUGUAAUGGAUUGGUUAUGGCGUGGCGAAAUGUUGCCGGCCUCACGAAAUGAAUUCCAACGAAUUCAACAGCAAUUAGAGACAGAAAAAUUUCCGCCGCUUUUUCCGGGCGGUCCAACUCGAGCAUUUCACGAGCUGUCAAAAGAGGAUCAAGCUGGAUAUGAGAAAAAGCGGUUGGCCGAUUACUGUCGAAAAGCGUACAAAAAAACAAAAAUUACAAAAUUGGAAACAAGGACGUCAACGAUCUGUCAGAAAGAAAACAGUUUCUAUGUCGAUACGGUCAGAGCAUUCCGUGAUAGACGUUACGAAUAUAAAGGUUUAACUAAAGUUGCAAAAGCUGCAGUAAGCGCCGCUAUUGCUUCCGGCGAUGCGUCAGAAAUAAAAGCGGCUAAAGGUCGAGAAGUUCUUUAUGAUUCGUUACAAUUGGCUCACAAAUGUAUUUUAAACUCAUUCUAUGGCUACGUAAUGAGACGAGGUGCGAGAUGGCAUUCAAUGCCUAUGGCGGGCAUUGUCUGUUUGACUGGUUCGAAUAUAAUUACUAAAGCGAGAGAAAUAAUAGAAAGGGUCGGUCGACCUUUGGAGUUAGAUACGGAUGGUAUUUGGUGUAUACUACCUGCAUCAUUUCCCCAGGAAUUUACGGUCUUAACAAAUCACGAAAAGAAAAAGAAAAUCAAUAUUUCCUAUCCAAAUGCAGUACUCAAUACUAUGGUCAAAGAUCACUUUACCAAUGAUCAGUACCAUGAGUUAGUGAAAAAAAAAGAUGAAGAUUCUGCAGAGCCUCCUGAUUAUACAAUCAGAGAAGAAAAUUCUAUAUUUUUCGAAGUUGAUGGCCCUUACUUGGCCAUGGUUUUGCCAGCCGCUAAAGAGGAAGGUAAAAAACUCAAAAAACGUUACGCGGUAUUUAAUUUUGAUGGAUCUCUAGCUGAACUAAAAGGAUUUGAGGUCAAAAGACGAGGUGAAUUGCAACUUAUUAAAAAUUUCCAAAGUUCUGUCUUUGAGGCAUUCUUGGCAGGCAGCACAUUGGAGGAGUGCUAUGCCUCUGUGGCUAAGGUUGCUGAUUAUUGGCUUGACGUACUAUACAGCCGUGGAUCCAAUUUGCCAGAUUCAGAACUUUUCGAAUUAAUUUCAGAAAAUAAGUCUAUGUCAAAAAAGUUGGAAGAGUAUGGUGCACAAAAGAGUACGUCGAUAUCAACGGCAAAACGUUUAGCGGAAUUUUUAGGAGAACAAAUGGUUAAAGACGCUGGAUUGGCCUGCAAAUAUAUAAUUUCGAGAAAACCAGAAGGAGCACCAGUUACAGAAAGAGCAAUCCCCCUGGCAAUAUUUCAGUCAGAACCUAGUGUGCGAAGGCACCAUUUACGUCGGUGGUUGAAAGACAAUACAAUGGGGGAUUCUGACAUCAGGGACGUUCUUGAUUGGAAUUACUAUAUAGAACGUUUAGGAGGUGCUAUACAAAAAAUUAUCACAAUACCUGCCGCAUUACAAGGUUUAUCAAAUCCCGUGCCGAGGGUACAACACCCCGAUUGGUUGCAUAAGAAAAUAUCUGAAAAGAAUGAUGUUUUCAAACAACGCAGAAUAAAUGAAAUGUUUACCGCAAGACCAAAGCCUAAACCAGCUCUCCCAUCAACAAGUAAUGAUAGUGAUGCGAAAAAUAUCGACAUAGCGGACAUUGAAGACCUGGCAGGAUGUGAUGAAAAUGUUGAUGGCCGACCAAAAGUCACUAAAAGGAAGAGAAAUAGUUCACCUGAUGAAGAUGUAGAGAACGCACAAGCCGAGGCAUCAUCUUGGCGCCAGGCUUUAGGUCCUCCACCAGCUAUUGGAACAACACGUAACGAUAUUGUAGAAUGGGUAAAAUUCCAAAAACGUAAAUGGGAAUGGCAAUUUGAAAGACGGCAGCGCUACAGGCAGCAAAGCAAACGCAUACGAAACGACAAUUCAAACAAUACCAAUGAUCCCCAAAAUGCUGCCAAAGGAGCAACUUCUACAGCAACAUUAGGUGGUUUCUUAAGAAGAGCCCAAAGAACAUUAUUGGACCAAAUAUGGCAAAUACUUCAAAUAGUUCCCAUUGACGAUUUGGGGCAUUUUACAGUAUGGGCAAUGAUUGGCGAAGAAUUGCACCGAAUCAAGCUAACUGUGCCCCGCAUAUUUUAUGUCAAUCAAAGAAGCUUAGCUCCUCCGGAAGAAGGUCAAAUGUGGAAAAAAGUAAAUCGUGUGUUGCCACGAUCGCGGCCAGUGUACAACUUGUACCGUUAUAGUGUACCAGAACAAGUUUUUAAGGACAAUUGUUUAGGAAUGUUGGCAGAUCUAGCUACACCUGACAUCGAAGGAAUUUAUGAGACCCAGAUGUCUUUAGAAUUCAGAGCUUUAAUGGAUAUUGGUUGCCUUUGUUCUGUUCAACGUGAAGAAUCACGCCGUUUAGCUGCAUUGGCCACCAAAGACUUGGAAAGUUUUUCAAUAGAACAACUAGAACAAAAAUCACAAGCCCACAUAAAAUAUCUUCAAAGUUCGAACGCAAAAUUAAGAAAAAUUUUUCUUUAUCAACACAAUAUACCUACAGCAAAGAAAGAGAUGUGGGCUCUCUUUCUUGUGGCCAGCAAAAAGGCUAUAAUAAUUGCUUUAGAUACUGUACGUACUAAUCAAAUGCCGAAUUUAAGAAACCUCUACACGGCUGAACGGUUAGCCCUUGUAAAGAAUCUUCAAAAUACAAAUGACAUUGAAAAAGUUCCUUCGGAUGAGUUCCAUUUUGAGACAUUUAUAGAAGUGGAUGUUAAACAGGUGUAUCGUCACAUACAGAGAGCAUUGUCCGUCUAUAAAGAGGAGAAGCGGGGACCAUCAAUGAUUUGCAUGCAAACCGCUACAGACGCCCGCAAAUUAAGUGCUAACAUGCCGGUGUUACUAGAUUUUCCUCAAGCUCAAAUUCACAUAUCAGAUGAUGCCUCCCUGUUAUCAGGAUUAGACUGGCAAAGGCAAGGUUCUAGAGCUUUAGUAAGACACUUUUUGAAUCUUAACAAUGUGGUAGAAUUGAUGCUGGAUCAAUGUAGAUAUUUUCACGUACCAAUUGGAAAUAUGCCGCCUGACACAGUACUAUUUGGGGCAGAUUUGUUUUUUGCGCGUUUACUACAAAAGCAUAACUUCAUAUUAUGGUGGUCCGCAACGACAAGACCUGACUUAGGAGGCCGUGAAGCAGAUGAUAGCAGAUUACUUGCCGAAUUUGAAGACAGCGUCACAGUGGUACAAAAUCAAGCUGGAUUUUAUCCCGAUGUCUGCGUGGAACUAGCUUUAGACAGUUUAGCCGUAUCUGCUCUAUUGCAAUCUACAAAAAUUCAAGAAAUGGAGGGUGCAUCAUCGGCCAUAACAUUUGAUGUUAUUCCUCAAGCUUCCCUCGAAGAAAUGAUUGGUACAGUUCCAGCAGCAACGCUUCCUAGUUAUGAUGAGACAGCUUUAUGUUCGGCUGCGUUUAGGGUAAUGCGCUCCAUGGUAAAUGGCUGGCUUAGAGAAGUGUCUAUUAACCAAAAUAUAUUCUCGGAUUUUCAAAUUGUUCAUUUCUACAGAUGGGUGAGAUCUAGCAAUGCUUUACUAUACGACCCUGCUCUGAGAAGAUCCUUGAAUAACUUAAUGCGUAAGAUGUUUCUUCGCAUUGUCGCGGAAUUUAAACGUUUGGGAGCGAUCAUCAUCUAUGCAGAUUUCAAUCGUAUCAUUUUGUCCUCGGGCAAAAAAAAUGUAGCGGAUGCCUUAGCAUAUGUUGAUUAUGUGGUGCAGUCGUUGAGAAACAAAGAAUUGUUUCAUUCGAUACAGCUUUCAUUUGAACAAUGUUGGGAAUUUAUGCUGUGGCUUGAUAACGCUAACUAUUCUGGAAUUCGUGGGCGUCUGCCUAAAGGCUUAGAUGAAACAGCUUUGGGAGAUGUUACUGCCACCGCUUUGGCAGUGCAGUCUGAGCAUAGAAAGAGGGACAUUGAUAAUCGAGAUUCAGAGAACGAAAACGAAGAUGAUGACAAUGAUGUGGAAGAAGUUCCUAGAGAAGAGGAUGACAACCAAGCUGAUGAAGAACAACUUUCGUUGGAACUAAAUUGGACAAUAAGUGAGCAUUUGCCCGAAGAAAACGAAUGCAGAGAGAAAUUUGAAGCUAUAAUAACCCUCUUUAUGCAAUCGCUAGCAGAACGCAAAACAACUAAACAAGCCAUCAAGGACAUCUCUCAUGCCGCUUUUGAUUUUAUAAUAAAGUUACACAAAAACUAUGGCAAGGGAAAAUGUAGUCCUGGCUUGGAUUUAAUACGUACAAUUAUAAAAGUCUUGAGUGUUGAUAAGUGCCUAAUAGAGGAUAUCAAUGAUUUUCGCCGCAACAUGUUGCGUUUGGUGGGAGUGGGUGAAUUCUCCGACUUGGCGGAAUGGAGAGAUCCAUGCGACAGUUAUACUAUAUCCGAAGUCAUUUGUAAAGCUUGUAAUCACUGUCGGGAUUUGGACCUGUGUAAAGAUAAACAUAGAGCAAUGAAGGAUGGAAUACCAGUUUGGCUGUGCGCUCAAUGUUUUGUAGCCUAUGACAAUGAGGAAAUUGAAAUGCGUAUAAUUGAUGUUGUUCAACGUAAAUUGAUGUCGUACGUACUGCAAGAUUUGCGCUGUGUGCGUUGUAAUGAAAUCAAAAGAGAGAACCUGGCGCAAUUUUGCACAUGUGCCGGCGAUUUCGAACCCUUGAUAUCAGGCAAUGAAAUCAAUCAUUUGUUUAAAACGCUUCGCAAAGUUGCCGAAUAUCAUAAAAUGGAUUUGUUGCAUGAAACUCUGCACCAAAUUGUAGCCAUCAAAUAAAAUUCAAUUUCCACCUUGCUAUUUAUGUAAAUAAAUUUGAAGAUUGUUUUCGACUUCUUCGAAUUCGUACCCAUUUAUUUUUAA